AUGCGGCGUCUCCCGAGGAGCAGCGCCGGGAUCCGAGGAGCAGCUUCCCACGCUCGGCGCCGCACCCGCAGCCCGAAGCAGCAGCACACGGUAGACCCCGUCUGGGCGCGCAGGCCCCGCCCACCUCCGCCCGAGGCCCCGCCCCUCUCCGCCGCGGCCUCCCAUUGGCGGACCCGCGCGUCAGCUCCGCGCGCGACCGCAGCGCGCGGCCGGCAUGGCGGCGCAAAGAAGCCCCCCGCGGGAAGUGACCAGGUUCACGCCUGGACACUGGUCACCAGCCACGCGUUGGAUACUGCGUGGAAGAUAGCCAAGGGCUCAGUGACACUGGCAGCGUCAUUCCUGGUGGCCGCCCUCUGCUACGUGAGGCGGGUGCACUCCUAUUUAGGGCACUGGCUGAAAUGGUGGAUCGGAUAUCUGGAGAGAAAAUUCAAAAGGAACCUCAGCGUGGAGGCGGAGGUCGAUCUCCUCAGUUACUGUGCAAGAGAGUGGAAGGGAGAGACACCGCGUGCGAAGCUGAUGCGGAAGGCUUACGAGGAGCUGUUUUGGCGGCAUCACAUCAAAUGUGUCCGACAAGUAAAGAGAGAUAACUAUGAUGCGCUGAGGUCAGUGCUGUUUCAGAUAUUCAGCCAGGGCCUCUCCUUUCCAUCGUGGAUGAAGGAAAAAGACAUUGUGAAGCUUCCUGAAAAACUGCUCUUUUCACAAGGUUGUAAUUGGAUCCAGCAGUAAAGUUUUGGUCCUGAGAAGUAUACAGGUUCCAACGUGUUUGGAAAAUUACGUAAAUGUGUGGAAUUAUUGAAAACGCAGUGGACUGAAUUUAGUGGAAUUAAAGAUUAUCACAAGAGGGGAAGUAUGUGCAACAUCCUUUUCUCUGAUGCUAUUCUGGAAUACAAACUUUAUGAAGCUUUAAAGUUCAUCAUGCUAUAUCAAGUCACCGAGGUUUACGAACAAAUGAAGACGCAAAAGGUCAUUCCCAGUCUUUUCCGACUCCUGUUUUCCCGGGAAACAUCAUCCGACCCUCUGAGCUUCAUGAUGAACCACCUGAAUUCUGUGGGUGACACGUGUGGACUGGAGCAGAUCGAUAUGUUUAUUCUUGGACACUCCCUUGAAAUAAAGAUAAAAGUGUUCAGACUGUUCAAGUUUAACUCCAGAGACUUUGAGGUGUGCUACCCAGACCUGCCGCUCAGGGAGUGGCCCGAGAUCUCCCUGCUGACAGAGAAUGACCGCCACUACCACAUUCCCGUCUUUUAAGUCUGGCACGGACUGGGCACCGGCCCUUGCCAUUCACGGCGCUCACACUUUCAAGCCAAGUCCAGUUGGAGAAUCAAAGCUGGUGUAACCAUCGAAGGGAUUUGGACUUUCUUCUCUGGAACUGCAGGGGCCCGGAGCACAGAGGUGCGCGGACGGCAUGCCUUUGUUUUCCAGGAAUUUCCUCCAGACCAACCUACGUGUGGCUGGUGACUGGCUUGACCUUGUUCAUACCACCUCUAGUCAUUUCACAUGCCACACGCCUUUAAAGGCACCAGGACGGUGAAUCUGGGCAGUUCAACAACCGGAAGAAACCGAGAGGAGAAAAGGACUAACCAGGAAAGAAUUUGUCUCUAACCUUGAUGUUUCCAUUAGGAACCUUGUCUUUGACUGAUUUGGGAUCAUUAUAAACGUGGCCUUAUUUUAUAAGCA
Molecule: messenger RNA, 1677 nt
Organism: Hyaena hyaena (striped hyena)
Lineage: Eukaryota; Metazoa; Chordata; Mammalia; Carnivora; Hyaenidae
Gene: OTULINL
Product: OTU deubiquitinase with linear linkage specificity like
Exons: 10
Biological process (GO): protein linear deubiquitination
Cellular component (GO): cytoplasm
Molecular function (GO): cysteine-type deubiquitinase activity
Source: RefSeq, a predicted model, not a curated record